Zootermopsis nevadensis is the source of this 4968-nucleotide messenger RNA. It is a transcript of the gene TM9SF4, whose product is annotated as transmembrane 9 superfamily protein member 4. Gene Ontology annotation, biological process: protein localization to membrane. Lineage: Eukaryota; Metazoa; Arthropoda; Insecta; Blattodea; Termopsidae. Gene Ontology annotation, cellular component: membrane. The record is from RefSeq and is a predicted model, not a curated record.
AUUGUGUUGUUGAAUAAAAGUUUAGGCUUGUAGUUUCUGUGUUGAUUUCUGAGUUCCAUUUGAAUAUUCGGAAUGAUACCAACAAUACACGCAUAAAAUCACUAAUUUUCCGAUGUGUGUGAUAUUUUCGUUCGAUAGUCGAUUAUGUGGCAGUCGAGGAUGGUAUUGGUGAUCUUGGAAAUUUCAUGUAAAAUUGUAGUUCGGUGUGGGACGUAGCAUUUAGCAAAAUAACAUCGAUUGUACGUGCAAAAUGAUGUGGCGCUGGUGGAAGUUGCUGCUUUUCAUAAUGUGUAUACGGAUGGAAGUCAGCGAAGCAUUUUAUGUGCCUGGAGUGGCACCUGUAGAGUUUAAACGUGGAGCUCGGAUUGAUGUCAAAGCUGUAAAAAUGACAAGUACCCAUACACAGCUUCCUUAUGAAUACUACUCACUACCACUCUGCCUACCAAAAAAUGGAACUUUUAAUUACAAAUCUGAAAAUUUAGGUGAGGUUCUUCGAGGAGACAGAAUUGUCAAUACUCCAUAUGAAGUUCAAAUGGCAGAAAGUGUUAAUUGUCGUUUGCUUUGUCAUGAGCCCAAUAAACCAAUGAACUGGAAUGAAGAAAGUUCACAGAAGGUUACCAGCCGCAUCAGACAUGAAUAUUUUGUUCACUUACUUGUGGAUAACCUUCCAUGUGCUACAAAGGUAGUGAAUCCUGAAACAUCUGAGAUUCAGUAUGAACAUGGUUAUCGGUUGGGUGGUGUAGUUGGCAAUUCUGUGUAUAUCAACAAUCAUCUCAAACUUGUCUUGUUAUACCACACACGAAAUGAGGAGACGUACCGCGUUGUGGGGUUUGAAGUUGAAGCCAUGAGCAUUAAUUAUGGACAACUGACAUUUUCUGAUGAUGGUACAUGUUUAUUUCCUGAUCAACCCAAGCAUCAGCUAGUCAAUGAGCAAUCUGGAACACGUCUAUACUUCACGUACUCUGUGGAAUGGAGAAAGUCAGAAGUCAGUUGGGCCAGUCGUUGGGACAUUUACCUCGGAAUGAGCGAUGUUCAGAUCCAUUGGUUCUCCAUCAUCAAUUCCCUUGUAGUGGUAUUCUUCCUGUCUGGAAUUCUGACGAUGAUCAUGGUACGGACACUGAGACGUGACAUUGCACGUUACAAUGCUGAUGAAGGACCAGAUGAAGCCAUUGAAGAAACUGGUUGGAAACUUGUGCAUGGAGAUGUCUUUCGACCACCAAGAUAUUCACGACUCUUUGCAGCUGUCAUCGGCAGCGGCAUUCAGAUCUUCUUCAUGGCACUUAUCACCAUUUUUUUUGCGAUGUUGGGAAUGCUGUCUCCAGCCUCGCGAGGUGCUCUCAUGACGGCAGCUAUUUUCCUGUAUGUGAUUAUGGGUUUAAUCGCGGGAUACUUUUCUGCCCGGCUCUAUAAAACUAUGAAGGGCCGGGAAUGGAAACGAGCAGCCUUCCUGACAGCGACGCUUUAUCCGGCUCUGGUGUUUGGAACGUGCUUCUUCCUCAACUUCUUCAUUUGGGGAAAGCAUUCAAGUGGGGCUGUGCCAUUUGGAACCAUGUUGUCUCUACUGUGCCUUUGGUUUGGCAUCUCCUUACCUCUUGUGUACUUAGGUUACUACUUUGGCUUUCGUAAGCAGCCUUUCCAGCACCCAGUAAGAACCAAUCAGAUUCCGCGCCAGGUACCUGACCAGUUGUGGUAUAUGAAACCAUUUCUCAGCACCAUGAUGGCAGGUGUGUUGCCCUUUGGAGCAGUCUUCAUCGAACUCUUCUUCAUUUUCACGGCAAUCUGGGAAAACCAGUUUUACUACAUGUUUGGGUUCCUUUUCCUUGUGUUUAUCAUUCUUGUGAUAUCGUGCUCACAAAUCUCAAUUGUCAUGGUGUAUUUCCAGUUAUGUGGAGAGGAUUACCACUGGUGGUGGCGCAGCUUCAUUGUGUCUGGUGGUUCUGCCGUCUAUGUGUUUGCAUACUCCAUUUUCUACUUUUUCACAAAACUCGAGAUCACCGAGUUCAUUCCUACGUUACUGUACUUUGGCUACACAGGUAUCAUGGUUCUCACAUUCUGGCUUCUCACUGGUAGUAUCGGCUUCUUCGCUGCCUAUGCCUUUAUUCGUAAGAUCUACGCUGCUGUCAAGAUUGACUGAACUCCUAAAAGACAUACAAAUUUACUGUCUGCUUUCUAUUUACCAGUGAAUGUUUCCAGGUUGCUCUGAAAUUUUUCAAGUGGAAGCAGGGGUAAAAAAAUGGAGUCUGUUAUAAAUGUGAAGAAAAUAAUAAAAAAGAGGGACCAUUGUGUAAUUUGUUGAUAGCUAAAACAUUGCAGUCAACCAGUGUGUCAUGGGCAGUGAAUGAGUCUUUAUUGGACACUUAAUGUAGCGUCAGAACAAUGAUUUGAACGUACAACAGUGUUGAUGUAGGAAGUGAAUGUCUUGUCAUGUGCCAGCAAAAUCAUUGUUCCGACAGUUGGUGACUCAUUCUCUCAAACAGGAUGGCAUGCGAGUAUAAUAAACAUAAUUUGUCUGUCCAAACCUGGAAGAAAUAAUAAGCAUUCUGUGCUAACAGUGAAGAGAGUGAAUUCUGCAUUUAAUUUGUGUGUGCACGCGCACGAGAGAACAGGUAUAAUAAACGUAACCAUCGUUCUGUGACCAAAAUUAUAAUUAUGUUGUUAAAGAACAGUAUUAACAUGAAUAUAAUAUGAAGCAGAAGGUACAAUUGAUUUAUGAAUGGUUUACACAUCACAAUUAGUAAUCUCAAGAGCUGCUUGAACUGUUGUGUGUCUGUUCUACACUAUCGUGAAAAUAAUUUAACGUCUCAUUGCAGUAUGCUGAUAGUUAGAUCCCAUUCAUUACUUUUGCUGGUAAAAGUUCUUUGUUUUGAGUAAAUAGUCUGUUUUAUGAAUAGUUCAUGUUCCCAAAACUUUUCACAUUUUAAAAUUUAAAAAUCCCAGACCAAAAUAAUAAGCCCAUUUAUGAAGGUUUAAAUUCUGAUGUGAAUUAAAAUUGAGGGGUUUUAAUCCAGGAAGUAGCUGCCUGGUACUGAUAAUACUUUGCACUGCAGUUCAGAGAAUCUGUUCUGAAAACAGGCAAUGAGUAUUACUGAGUUUUCAACUUCAUUCAAAUCAGAAUGUGAAUAUGAACGUCCUGCCUGCACACCUGAGCAACCUUAACUAGUCAAAUUGGUGUACAGAGUUUGUUUUAAAUUCACUGGACGACUCUUGUCAUAAGCAGGGUUCAAUUAUUCUUCUCAUAGAGAUCUUUGUAGUGAAUAUUUUCAUUUGUAAUUUUAUCAUCCUUCCUGGCCAUUACCCACAGGACAAAGUGAAAAGAAUCUGUUUAUGAGGUGGGAAAGAUCCUGAUAUUUCCAGUCAUAGGAUAGUAGGGAGAAAUAUGGGUGUUUGAAACCACUUACAGUUGAAUGUAUUCUCUCUGUUCUCAAAAUAUAAACAUCAGCAGAGAAUUCCUAGGAGUGUACUUACUCAGUCAGAAGGAGAGUGAAAGUCUUUGGGAUUUGAGGUUUUCAUGGCAGUUAGCCUGAAGAUGGCUGUCUUCUGGGUUGUUGCGCCAUAUUGCCCAUAUGAUGGAGGCAGCAAGGACCUCUGAAACGUCGGUAAACUUCUACCAGACUACAUGGCACAACACCCCAGAAGACAGCCAUCUUCAGAGCCUUUGUUAGGAGUUUUUACUAAACUUUAAAUGAUGGCUGUAUAUUGAGAUCUGCAGUUCACAUACUUGAAUAGAAUAUUAUUAAAAUGGCAGUAGAACAGUGUAUUUCCUAUACAGUGCACUGAUAUGAUGUCUGGAAAAUGAGAACUCAAGUUUUUGGUUUAUUAUUAUAAUCCAGUGUGGAGAAUUGAUUUUACUCUCUUGUAUUUUCUAGAAAUCACGUUUUGUGACAGAUUAAAAUUAAUGUCACGACAGUGGAAUGUGGGUGAAUUUUUUAUGGUUGUAGAACACACCAAUUCACGCAACUUUGUUCACUUCGAUAUGAUACCAGAUGAAAGUUAAACUUAGUUUACUUAUUGGACAGCAGAUGUAGAUUUCCUGUAUGGUAUCUUUGUGAUGAUUCUGAGACAUUUUGUGUAUUUUGAGGAAACAGAUCAUAUAGUGUGACUGGGUUGCAAUAUUUAGUAGUUGUUUAUGAAGUGUCUGAUGAAAAACAUGGAAACAUUUUACUUUCAAAAAGUAUUGUAAAUUAGACUUGAUUUUGUAAAGUUAACUUUUAAAUGGUGUGAGUCUGAAUUCCCUCACUUUUGUCUUCAAGCUCAUGAUAAACACUUGUUGAAAGUGGUAAUAAUUAACACUAAGGUAAGUGAUAUCUUUUUUUUUUAUAAUAUUAAAAUACUUGAACACUGUGACAUUGUUGGAUGAAAGCUGAAAACUCUGCUGGCUUUAAGAAUAGUGAAGGUACAGGAAAGUGUCGUCGGCAUAUGAGAUGGACAAAUGACAGGUUCAUGUAGAGUGAUGGAAAGAGGAUCUACCGGACUUUUGGGGAUGCCAAGUGGCCAUUCCAUUUAUAAAUAGAAUAAUCAUAGCCAGGUAAUUGAUUUUGUGUAAGUGAAGCCAUGUAUGAAGAUUAUGUGUAAAUGGGAGGGUCAAUUGUAUGUCACAUUGACUCACCAACUGACAUACUGAUAACUGCAGAUGUGACAAGUCUUGUUUCCUGAGAUAUUGGGCUAUUGAGACUAAUCUGUUAAAAAUAACACUGCAAUAUGAGUGCAUAGACAUACAAAUAUAUCUUCACAAGAGGGGAAAAGACUAUGAGCAGAGAGGGAGAGCUUUCAGUGGCUUCCAUCAAAAGUGCUGUAUUAUUCCAAAUGUUCUGGUUGGAUUAGUCUCAGUAGCCUCAUUACUGAAUUCUUACUGCAUCAAACCGAAAACACUUCAGUUACAGAUGAUGUAUUUAUUGAAGGAAGUUAUCUUCACUAUAGACUGAAAAUGUAAAUUUUCAAUAUGGAAAUAAAAUACUAUUUACAGCAUAA